AUGCCUGCCUACGCUGUCUUAGGCGCUCAAUGGGGAGACGAAGGAAAAGGUAAGAUAAUCGAUGUGUUGGCGCGGGACGCCGACAUUGUUGCGCGGUUUUCCGGCGGAAAUAACGCCGGACAUACCGUGGUCAACGAGGAUGGUAAGUUUAGCUUCCAUCUGGUCCCGUGUGGCGUAUUCUGGCCAAAGACAAUCAAUGUCAUCGGCAACGGAGUAGUCGUUGAUCCGGAUGUGCUGCUCGACGAGAUAGACAGUCUCCGUGAGCGGGGUAUCGACAUUGACGGCAGGCUUGUCGUCAGUGACCGCGCACACAUCAUCAUGCCUUACCAUGUUGCUCUUGACAUGCUUGCCGAGCAGGCGCGGGGAAACAACGCCAUCGGCACAACGGGCAAGGGCAUAGGGCCUACAUACGCCGACAAGGCAGCGCGCACCGGCAUUCGAGCGGCAGACCUGCUUGAUGUUGAGGCGCUGCUUCCGCGACUUGAGCGCAUUCUUGAGCACACAAAUGCCGUCAUCACGAAGGUUUAUGGCGGCUCUCCUGUGUCCAAAGAAGAGGUCUUCGACAAGUGCCGCAAUUGGGCGGAGCGGAUGGCUCCGAUAAUCGCCCCGGUCGAAAAGAUUAUUCACACCGCGCUCAAAGCCAACAAGAACGUUCUUCUCGAGGGCGCUCAGGGGGCGUUGCUCGACCUUGACCAUGGCACAUAUCCGUUUGUUACAUCAUCGAACCCAACUGUGGGCGGCGCUUGUAUCGGGCUCGGCAUGUCACCUAUACAUAUCGCCGGCAUUACGGGAGUGUUCAAGGCGUACUCGACGCGAGUCGGUGGCGGUCCCUUGCCCACGGAGUUGCUCGACGAUACAGGCGAAUACAUCCGCGACCUUGCUCAGGAGUUCGGCGUAACGACCGGCAGGCCUCGCCGUGUGGGCUGGUUCGACGGCGUGGCGGCGCGUUACAGCGUGGAGGUGAACGGCUACACUUCUGCCAUACUCACUCGCCUUGAUGUGCUUGACAGCUUCGAUUCUGUGAAGAUAUGCACGCAUUAUGAACUGGACGGCAAUGUUGUGGACGAGUUCCCCGGCGGAUUGGCCGCGCUGGAACGCUGCAAGCCCAUCUACGAGGAGAUGCCCGGCUGGGACAGCCCCACCGCGAGCAUCACCAACUUCGAGCAGCUCCCAACGGAAGCGCACAACUAUGUGGAGCGCCUGCAAGAGGUCAUCGGCUGCAACAUAGACCUGAUUUCCACGGGCCCCCAUCGGCAUGAGACGAUUGUGGUGCGACCGGUGAUCAAUGUGGCUUCGGCGUAG
Geodia barretti is the source of this 1302-nucleotide messenger RNA. The record is from the annotation of a GenBank genome assembly. Lineage: Eukaryota; Metazoa; Porifera; Demospongiae; Tetractinellida; Geodiidae.